This is a messenger RNA of Pseudocercospora fijiensis CIRAD86, 924 nucleotides long. RefSeq lists its product as uncharacterized. NCBI's taxonomy places the organism in Eukaryota, Fungi, Ascomycota, Dothideomycetes, Mycosphaerellales, Mycosphaerellaceae. The coding region runs from base 1 to 924 and encodes 307 amino acids. The record is from RefSeq and is a predicted model, not a curated record. The transcript has 4 exons.
AUGGAAGCGAAGCAGCCGGUGGCAUCCAUCCACCUCUGUGGGAUUUGCAUCUCCGUGUGGCUUUGGCCGGCACCUGGGAGCAGAUCAGCUUCCGAAGACGAUAUCGACCGCGAUCGACGAGAGAAGAUGGCUAUCAUCAAGAAUCCUUUCCGCAAGCAGGACGAGAAUAUUCGACCUCAAGUCACACAGUUCGAUUCUGACAAGAAAGAGGCGAAUGGCGUCAAGCAUAUCGACAUUGACAAUAAACAACCCACUGAAUAUCAAAUGAGUGAAGUGAACGACUCGGGAGUAUUUCUGCCACCGUCUCCUACAGAGAAGAAGAGCUUCUGGGGAGGAACGACAGCGUCGCGAUCGACUACUUCGUCAUCUUUGCACCGAUGCGCUUUUGACGAGAAUGAACCUUUCAACAUUUCCAGAGAAUCAUUCGACUCUUAUCGCAGAUCUUUCGACAUUUCGGCACGUUCGCCCGUCAUUCAGCCUCUGGAAGGACGACCACGCGCAUCGCUCGACAGUCGGACCUUUCAGCCUCCACGUUCGUCAAACUCCUACCACCGACCUCUGCAGGUGCCACAAACUCAAGAGGAAGAUAAGUUUGAGGAUGUGAACCUGGAAGAAUCAAAGCCCCAGCCAAAGAAGCGCGGAUUGUUCGCGAGAAUGGCAGAUAGUGUCCCCGGCGUCGGUAACGAUUCGUCGGAAAGACCGACCAGCCAGGACAAGAGCAGCAGCUGGCACCAUUUUGGAGGCAGGAAACGUGGACAGAGCGGACAAGGAUCAGAACUGGGCGCAAUUCCAAAGCGUGAAGAGACGCCGAAGCCCGAGAAGCAGCAACAACCACAGCAACGGACACAGGCGCAGACUCCAGAGACGAAGACAGAAACGAAGAAGGAUGCAGUGCAGACGCCUGAGGUCAAGGUGGAUUCUUAG